Molecule: messenger RNA, 1290 nt
Organism: Tachyglossus aculeatus (Australian echidna)
Lineage: Eukaryota; Metazoa; Chordata; Mammalia; Monotremata; Tachyglossidae
Gene: PIGL
Product: phosphatidylinositol glycan anchor biosynthesis class L
Exons: 7
Coding region: 1-780 (259 amino acids)
Biological process (GO): GPI anchor biosynthetic process
Cellular component (GO): endoplasmic reticulum
Molecular function (GO): N-acetylglucosaminylphosphatidylinositol deacetylase activity
Source: RefSeq, a predicted model, not a curated record
AUGGCGGGCCCGGGGGACACGGUGACCCCGGUGACCCCGGGCUGGGCCGCAGGCCUGGGGGGCUUCCUGGGGGUCGUGGGGGUCUGCCUGCUGGGGGGCUGGUGCUGCUGGGGCAGGCCGAGCGGCCGGGGCUUCCCCGGGAGCAGGACCCUGCUGCUGACCGCCCACCCUGAUGACGAAGCCCUGUUUUUCGCCCCCACCCUGCUGGGCCUGGCCCGGCGGAGACAGCGGGUCUCUGUGCUCUGCCUGUCCGCAGGAAAUUACUACAAUCAAGGAGAAAUUCGUAAGAAAGAACUCGUGCAGAGCUGUGUUGUUUUGGGGAUCUCGCCUUCCGAUGUAACAGUUAUUGACCACAGGGAUCUGCCUGACAACCCGGCCGUCCAGUGGGAUACUCAGCUGGUGGCUUCCAUCCUCCUCCGCCACAUCGAAGCCGACCGCGUCGAUCUGGUGGUGACCUUUGAUGCGGGUGGAGUGAGUGGUCAUGCCAACCACAUUUCUCUUUAUUCUGCUGUAAGGUACCUGCACAUGGAGGGAAAGUUGCCCAGAGGGUGCCGGAUCCUGACUCUGGAGUCAGUGAAUGUGGUGCGGAAGUACAUCUCCUUCCUCGAUCUGCCUUUCACCUGGCUCCAAACCCAGGAUGUCCUCUUCAUCCUCACGCAGGAAGAAAGGGAACGAGCCAAGAGAGCUAUGCUCUGCCACCAUAGCCAGCUCCUCUGGUUCCGCCACCUCUAUCUGCACUUUUCCCGCUACAUGGUGAUGAACUCGCUCCGUUAUCUCUGAAACCAAGAAGAGUCCCGGGAGCCCACUGACCAGCGGUGGAAAGGAAAACCGAAGAGGACAGGGAUCAAGCAGGAGUUCAGACUGGGCCCCGGAGGUGGGCCGGAUUCUGUCUUUAAUGAGCCUUGGGAGUCACAGGCGCAAGGCUGCCUGCUGAGGCCCACUGGGCCAGGCUCCAAGAGGUAACACCAUGGAAAGAGGAGAAUAUGGAUCAUGAGAAAGACCAAAAAAUACCUGAUGGUCCUGCAUGAAUUACUGUGCCUGGGAAAGCCAUGAGGCAUUGAUGCUAUUUUCCAGGGCCUAAAUCCAGCAGGAACCCACAUGAUCUCAGGCCCAGUUCUUCUUUUCCCACAGACCCCAGACUUCUUUUGGCUUCGGUUGGCUUUUGGCUUUGGGCGAAGCUGGGGGAGAGAAGUCGAGACAUUUUUUUCCACCAUUAAAACUCUGCUAUUUUCUAUUUUUAAAAUAAAACGUCCCCAGGGAGGUUGGCUUAGAAACAGUGCCUAGCAUUCA